Molecule: messenger RNA, 4452 nt
Organism: Letharia lupina
Lineage: Eukaryota; Fungi; Ascomycota; Lecanoromycetes; Lecanorales; Parmeliaceae
Exons: 3
Coding region: 1-4452 (1483 amino acids)
Biological process (GO): isoleucyl-tRNA aminoacylation
Cellular component (GO): cytosol
Molecular function (GO): aminoacyl-tRNA deacylase activity; tRNA binding; isoleucine-tRNA ligase activity
Source: RefSeq, a predicted model, not a curated record
AUGUCUUCAAACCCAGCGAUGCAGGUGCACCCAGGCCGUGGGCUUGGUUUCCUCGUCUUAGGAGCUUCGUUGCACGAUGUCUUGACGCGACUGAAAGCCCAAGUACAGGUUUACCCUAGCAUAGACGUCUCCUAUUCGCCGUCCAAGCCUCUUGCUGCCCCUGUCAUACUGAAUCUACCUCCGAAUGGCAUUCGUCUACGAUUCGAUGGACCUGACCAGAGACUUAGGCUGAUCGAGGUCCUGGAUUUCACCAAGACGCAGUUGAUCUACAAGAAUACUGAUCUGGUCAAACUACCUGAGACAACAGGGCCAGAUUCUUCAACAUCAAGUUUAAGCGGCCCAGCCUUUCGACACGUCUACAAUAGACUAAUGGGCCCCGCGUUUCCUGGAGAAUACAUUCCACCAGCUUCCAACUCGGGCUUGACACAAGGAUUGUACAUACUAUCAUACCCGGGUAUCGCAUUCACGUUUCCAUUCCAGGAUUCCAAAUGGGAUCCUGCCAAGGACUUUGUUUCUUUACUUUCUUCCAACGCUGCUGCACCCGGGAAAUCGAUGGCGAUUUUUGGUGGUGAAUCAUGGCAAGAUGCGUGUCACGAGUUGAUGAUUACUCCAUGCUCGAACCCAAGGUUACUUGCGCUUUCGAGCCGUGGUAAAGAGUUCCGCCCGCGUGAAGUUGAUCUUGUUAGAAUUCGUGGCAAUGGUUGGGUAGACGUUGAAAGAGGGGCCAAUACCCCCAACUUUCGGAUCAGUCUGGGCAAGACCACUCCACAAGAUCUUGUGGCAGAAUUGGGCUCACCAGACGCGAUAUACCACAAAUCUGACCGGAAGAUGGCUGUCUACAAAAUUCAGCAUAGGGAUCGAAAAACCGCAAGGACCUCAUCCGGCACCUUCUACACUAAUCAUGAAGACAUGACCGAUACUGAUCAGUCUUCUCUGCAAUCAGCCACCGACGACUCAGACGCUGAAGAACGGUCGAACGCUACGGGUAACACAAAGGCAGACUCGUCUGCCGAAUGCUUCUACAACUACUUCAACCAUGGGUUUGAUAUCUUCAUCUCACGGCCCACCCUUCCGGCCCCUAGUUUCUCUUCUGCUGAGAAUGACGGCAGAGAGAUGGUCGAAGUAGGGGAGUCAAACCAGCUUGUGGCAACAAAGGUUCUCUUGCACGCCAACGUGCCAGGAUCUUAUCCAUUUAAUCGCUAUCGCCGUAGUCGUUGGGUCAUUGAUGUCCAAACCUCUGAACUCGACGGUGCCUUGAAUUCGGAGACUCCCUUUACCACACUGUCUGGAUCCCUCCGGCAGAUCUCGCGAAACCAUUCUGCGGGUGAGAACGGCGAGGACUCACUCCAAAGGCACAUAGUGCUCAACAGAGAAUUGGCAGAAAGUCCAGGGAGCAGCUGCGAACUGCUCGGCGGAUGGGAGGAAAGCACAGACACCCAGCGAGAAGGCUCAAUGGACAGUACGGCCAGAGAUGGUCCAGGACCGAAGGUAUCAGACCGCCCAACAUACAUCAAGCGAUGUACAGAUGACCUAUACAAGUGGCAGAAAGACCGACAUCCAACCCCUACAUUUACACUACAUGACGGGCCUCCAUACGCGAAUGGUGACCUACACAUUGGCCAUGCGCUUAACAAGAUACUGAAAGACAUCACAUGUCGCGUUCACUUACGGGAGGGUAGAGUGGACUGGGUCCCGGGUUGGGAUUGCCAUGGACUACCAAUCGAGCUUAAAGCUCUUCAAGAGCAGGGGAAGAAGCCUGGCAUUCUGACUGAGAAGGCGGACCCGGUGAAUAUAAGAAAUGCGGCGAGAAAGCUGGCAGUAAAGACGGUGGAGAAACAGAAGAAGUCCUUUCGAGAAUGGGCGAUUAUGGCAGAUUGGGACAGUGCUUGGACUACAAUGGACAAGGGUUUUGAGAUCGAACAGCUACAUGUCUUCAAAGAGAUGGUGAAAAAGGGCCUUAUCUAUCGGAGAUUCAAACCAGUGUACUGGUCUCCAUCAUCGCGGACUGCGUUAGCGGAGGCGGAGCUUGAGUAUCGGGAGGAUCAUAUGUCUACGGCUGCAUUCAUCAAAUAUCCACUUCACGACUGUUCAGAGGCUCUCAAAGAGAAGCUCAACAUCAAUAUAAAAUGUCUCAGCGCUGCCAUAUGGACGACUACACCUUGGACUCUUCCAGCGAACAGAGCAAUCGCAUUUCACAAGGACAUAGAUUAUGAAAUCGUCCAUUCUGCGGCCCACGGCUAUAUCUUGCUUGCUGCUUCUAGAGUCGACGAGUUGCGGAGGCACUGCCAAGAAGGUUUAAAGACCCUUCUUUCCAUUCAAGGAAGAGAGAUCAAUGGAAUGACAUAUCGCAGCCCAGUGUUCGACAGCCAGGCAUCGCCCAGGCCACUGCUACAUGGGGAUUUUGUCACGGAAGGAUCGGGAUCAGGGCUGGUUCAUGUGGCUCCAGGCCAUGGCAUGGAGGAUUAUGAGUUGUGCCUGAAUCAUGGAAUUCCGGCUUUUGCUCCCGUCGAUGAUGAAGGUUGCUUCGUUGACGGCAUAGAAUGGCUGUCAGGUCAGGAUGUGUUGACCACAGGAAACGAGUCAGUACUAAAGCGUCUGUCGGAUCUUGAUUGUCUCAUAGCACGACAUGAUUACAAGCACAAGUACCCAUAUGACUGGCGCUCGAAGCAACCCGUCAUCGUGAGGGCUACAGCGCAGUGGUUCGCAAACGUUGGCGACAUUCAAGAGUCUGCUUUGGAAGCAUUAGACUCCGUGAAGUUCAUCCCUACAAGCAGCAAGACUCGACUCCAGACCUUUGUCAAGAACCGGAAUGAAUGGUGUAUAUCAAGACAGAGGGCGUGGGGCGUGCCUAUUCCAGCGCUAUACAACAUCGAGACUGAUGAGGCACUUUUGACUGAGACCAGUGUGUCUCAUAUCACCUCAGUCAUCAAAGAACGUGGCAUAGAUGCAUGGUGGACUGAUAAUGAAAUGGACCCUGCAUGGACACCGCCACCGUUAAGGAGUCACCAAGGCGAGACAAAGUAUAGGAGAGGCAAGGACACCAUGGACGUGUGGUUUGACAGCGGGACAAGCUGGACUCAGAUGCAGAGGGUAUCAGAAAAUCAUACUCAUAUCGCUGACUGCUACAUUGAAGGGACUGACCAGCACAGAGGAUGGUUUCAAUCCAGCCUGCUGACUCAUGUGGCGUACCAAAGAGAGACUGCUCAGAUCGAACCGGAAGGCGGUCCAGGCUCCGUACAAAUUUUACCAUCAGCACCCUACAAGAAUUUGAUAACCCAUGGUUUCGCUUUGGACCAGGAUGGGCGCAAGAUGAGCAAGUCUGUCGGCAACGUCGUGUCCCCGAGUGAAAUCAUGGAAGGAACACUUUUGCCUCCAACGAAGAAGAAGAUCAAUGGGGCAAUGACCGAAAUUCGUGAUGGUAUGGGCCCAGAUGCUCUUCGCCUGUGGGUUGCGAGUUGCGAUUACACUACCGAUGUACGAGUCAGCCGAACUAUGCUACAGGCAGUCAAUGGCAGUCUGUCGAAGUAUCGCGUCACUUUCAAACUUCUUCUGGGUAUCCUUAACGACUUUGAUCCCUCAAAGUGCUCUAGCUUUAGAGAACAGGCCAGCAGUAUCCACCAAAUUGCCCUCCUGCAGUUGCUAGAGGUGAAGUCUAGCGUGGAGAAGCACUACCGCUCAAUGGAAUUCAACCGAGCUAUGGCCAAUAUUAAUGCUUAUGUCAACACCAAUCUCUCAUCUUUCUACUUUGAAAGCAUCAAGGACGUGGCUUAUUGCGGCACUAUACAGGAACGAGCCCAAGUCCAAGCUACACUGUACUGGAUACUUACCGAGCUGCAACAGAUGCUUCUUCCUGUGACCCCUUUGCUUAUUGAAGAAGUUUGGGACUACACCCCGAAGCUCAUUAAAGACUACAACCCUACACCACCUGCAAUGCGACUACGCAAAAACUCGAGCCUUCCAGUUCAGCAAGACAUGGGGAAGCUUUUAUCGAAGUCUGAUAUUCCUCUUUUAAUGCGAGCCUUAGCUGCAGUCAGGAAUGGGCAGGAAGCUGCUCGAAAUGACAAGAAGAUGGGAGAUUCCCUGCAAUCGUACGUUUUGUUGGAGAUCAAUCCGAUGCUGGAAGCAAAAACCCCGGCUCUUGACCUCUUGAGGCGCUAUCAGGAUGACCUGGAAACUCUCUUCGUGGUGUCUCACGUCAGCAUUGUCGAAGGGGGAAAUCUAUCAAAAUUAGACAAAGCCAGGUGGUCCUACAACACGGAUUGUGAUAUUCAGGGGCAGAUGAUCAGAAUACAUGUACACGAGCCGGAGCAGGCGAAAUGCAAUCGAUGUUGGAGGUAUAAAGCCCCUUUGGAUAUACCAAAAGAGGACGCUCUAUGCCGAAGGUGUGCGCUGGUGGUCGACGACUUGAAGGAUCGAACGCCCGGGCUUUUCGAGUACGGUCUCCGUACUUAA